GAGAAGUCGCAGAGAAUGGAGCAGUCUGUCGCCAUCAACGUCCCUGUCGAGACGCACCUCCUCCUCGGCUGUUGCCGCGAGGCAGACCGAGCCGAUGUCGUUGCCCAGGGGUUGGACCAACUGCGCGCGGCGCUCGCCGAGUCCUUCCAUAGCCAUCUCAUAGCCCUGGCCGGCGAGAUACGAGGCUCGAGCAGACUCCUCCGGGGCCUCGCCGAUCGCUCACAGAUGCACAUCGCGCGUGUCCCCAUCAUAGCCAGCUAUUUGAACGUCGUCUUGCCCUGCCUGUCCCGGACGUUGACGGACAUCACCGCGUAUUAUGAGGACAAGACGAUGCACCGAGAGAUAAGAUGGCGUAAAAUGUACAAUAAGAUGACCGAGCAAGCCGGGGGCCUUCCGCUACCGCAGCGUUUCGUGCUCUUCAACCACUUCCUAUCGCUACUCAAGCAGCUGCUGACCAGGUCACCGAGCUUCGACCUGAACACGCUCGAGACACUUCGCGCGCGGAUUGUCACACUCUGUGAACAGAUUGGACUAUGUAACCGCCCCCCAGGACAAGUUGGCACUUCUGUGGUCCGCCAGGAUCUGAUGUCUCUAGCAGUCGUGCAAGACCGCAAUUCGCAUUGGGCGGAGCUGAUAUUCUCUCUCCCUCUUCCGUCGCGGACGGCGUUGAAACACCUAAGACCGUCCAAGUCAUUCGGUCCAUUCUACCCAUGGGGUCAUCUAACCGUACCCCAAGAUUCAAAGGUCCUCUUCAGGCGACCGUUCGACAAUGACAGGAUCUCCAUCGUGGUCUUCCUGAGCUCCGUCGACCAGUGUCCCUACUUUCUGAUGAGAACGAUACAAGAUGACACUCCAUGGUACUCCAUGUUCGGCGCGCAUGAGCUAUGUAUCGAACGCGAAGGCAGUGCUCUGCAGCUGAAGCGAUGGAGCCGCUCGGAGCAGUGCAGCAAGCUCUGGGCAGCAUUAUACUUUCUGACAUGGGAAGAGAUGGUGCUCUUCCACUGCACAUUCGUUGCCCUGAAAGCACGCAACCUGUUGACCGUCCAGAUCCACCCGAACGAGUUCAAGCUGCACAGAGAAAAACGGCUGUUCCAGGCCCAAAUCAUCGACGACAGCUUCAAACAUUCCCUCAUCGUGUACGAGGAUAUACAGACCAGAGGCCUGCGCCUGCAUGCUGCGGUAUGGGAAGGCGAGCUCAGACAGUGUCCGGUUUGGACCGCCUUUGGCAAGUCUAACUCCCAGUCUCCAACAUGGCUCAGUCGGCGCUCGCGACAUCGUGUUUGGCUCAAGGAUGUCCAGCUCUAUGUGUUCUGCGGCAAGUAUCGACAGGAGAACAUGCGCCAGAAUAAAUCAGGCGCCUUCGAGAUCUAUUUCGACCGAGAGGAAGGCGCAAAGAGGUUCAAGGAGCUGUUCUCUGUAAGGUCGGCUUCUUCGGAAGCAUCAGAUAUCGAGCCUACGGUUGCCGCCUCUGCAUAG
Molecule: messenger RNA, 1476 nt
Organism: Chaetomium strumarium
Lineage: Eukaryota; Fungi; Ascomycota; Sordariomycetes; Sordariales; Chaetomiaceae
Exons: 9
Coding region: 16-1476 (486 amino acids)
Source: RefSeq, a predicted model, not a curated record